AUGAGUGCCGGUACUCUCCUUCAUGAUCCCUGUCCCGCCUUCCGUGCAGUACAUCGUGGUCCCUCUCCUCUGGGGUCGAAUGUCUACCCUUCUCGACUCCUUCAGCCCCGUCCAAUGUCUACCGCACCUCCCAAGUCACCGAAUCAUCAGCCCCGCCUGACCCCAUCGCACAUCCCGCCACCCUGGACUGACCACCGCUCCCCUUCCCCUCAUUCCCUCUUACAUCGGUACCAGACCCACGCCCCUGCGCCGCGACCAGCGCAGUACUCCUCCCGCGCUCAUUCACGCCCUGGGCCAUAUGAUCGACCGCCGUCCGACCGGUACCUUCCCAUCCCCGCUGUCCGUUCUCAGCCGCCGAUCAAAGGACGUCCCACCUCAAACGCGAUCGCACAACACGGCCGAUUUCAGAUCCGCCAGGAAGAUCUCUAUCAACCCCGCUCUUAUCCCCCUCGACCCAUAUCGAGGGGUCCACCGCCAAGAUCUCAGUCUCCAGCGGCGGCACGAGCCGAGUACGUACAGCAGCGUGAUCCCCGCCGACCACCCAGCGAGUAUCGCGAUGCGUCGCCCGACAUAUUCUUCGAGGGGUACGGGCUGAGCAAGGGCGCUCAGCGAGAUGCCAAGUGGCGCUCCAAGCAGCAGCAGCGCGAUCGCGAGCUUGCCAUGGAGGCGCAGUACGAGAGGAUGAAUGAGAGAAACCGCGCCGAGCUGGCGUACAGGGAGCAACAAUGUCAAGACCAGCACUAUCAGGAACGCCGGGAAUAUGCUCACCAGGACCCUCAUUUGCGCGAGCAUUCUUACGCGCCAGCUCUCCCUGAUCAUAUCUUCCCUCGCCAUCUUGCACCUCUUCCACAUGAACAUCGUCCCUCUUCACAUUCGAUGAGGGCGGAUCCGACGUUCGGGUUUGACGCCUGUUCAGCACGCAGGAGCACGGCCGUCUCUGUCCACAAACUGGGUGUAGCACCUGGAGUGGGCCUGUCGCCGCCUCACUUGGACGAGCGACGGCGCCUGGCGCUCUUGAGGGAACAAGAGGCAGCCAUCAACGCUGCGAGGAAGGGGUUGGCCGAUGCUGCGACUCGGAGGAAUGAGCAAGUGGCGAACCGAAAUCGGCGCGCAGAGACGGUCACGAGGGAGGCAGAUACAGAGGCUGCGCGGCUGAGAGUGGAGAGGGAGCACGCGAAGGAAGACCCGGCGAGGCGGAGGCGGAUUCAGUUGCAGGUCUUUGUGCAUGCUCGCCCCACUUACUGCCGCUGGGGUCCAUGUCGUGCUGUGCUCAACUCGUGGGGUUUGCUAGAGAAGCACAUUCUCCAAGCGCACAUCAAGCCCCUCGCUGCCCCUUUGCGGGCCCCUAGCAUAGGACUAGCCGAUGGCGGGAAGUCGAAGAAGGCGGAGUACGGAUGUCACUGGGGCGACUGCAACAAAGGCUACCUGGACAAAGAAAGGAUGUACCGCCACGCGCUUGUAGAGCACAUGGGCGAGUUCUGCGCUCGGUGUCCUUUCGAUUGCCUGUUCGAAGGCCCUACGUUCCCCUCACUGAUGGCGCAUAUCUCCCGCCGUCAUCCCCUGGUCACCCCAGACGAUUUCGUUCCCGGCUUGAUCCACUUCGAACCCCCUUCCCACACGCCUCCACCGUUACCAGAAGAUGACACUGUCAUCCGCCCCAUUCCACCGUACCUCCUUCCUGGCUCCCACACACCGGUGGUAUUGCCCUAUUAUGGUGAGCCAUCGCGAAGCAAGAGCGGAGCUUCUCAGACUUCGCUCAAAGUGCGGGUGGGGCGAGUAUCGUCUCUUUCGAGUGAAGGAUCAGUGGGGACAAUGACGCGGAGCGAGAGGUCACGGCGGGCCAAGGACGCUCUGGGAAAGCGAGUGGCGGGAAGGGUCAUCAGUGAAGUCGUCAGGCGGGCGGUAGCAGGCGCUGCAGCGAUUAAGUCAGACACAGCGGAACCCCUCGGCGGUCGUCCGUCACCGACCAGUGGUGCCGAGUGCAACGCCACAAUGGACGUCAAGGCAAUCGCCAAGCAGAUGCGAGCGGCAAUCAAGCUGGAAUCGGCAGCACAACUCCGAGGAUCUAGUAGCACUCCCUUCUCGCCACCGACCAGCCCGACUCGUGCUGGAUCCACCCGCGGCACACUUGGUCACUCCAUCAUUGCCUCCAGCGAUGGCAAAAUAGACUCCCCCAUCGAUAUCGCAGCUAUGGCGGAUGCGGUCGUACAGUCCAUCUCGACGGGUACCUGCGAGAUUCGCCCGUCGGCGAGAUUGGCCACUCCGCCAGUGCCAGGUCCAGCGAGCAGGUCGUCACCCAAGUCCCUGGCUUCUGCUCAGCAGUCAAGUCCAAGUCCGGCGUCGAACUAUUCAUCCUCGGGUUCCAGUGGUGUCCCAGACAAGGAUCCACAGGAGUACGAAACAGGCGACCUGUCGGAUCAGAGGUUGAAGGUGAAGGUAGAGUCAGCCAGAGACACGGCGGAGCCGGAGUUGAUGGUGCCUUCGCCAAGCUCGGAUCUGAAGAUCCGGCUCAAGCUGCCACGAGGAGUCGUAAGUGGGGUGAAGCGGGAGCUGGAGGAGGAGGAUACAGCGCAGAACGAAUCAGAGGGGGAAAGGUUGCCAAUCAAGAGGUUGCGGCGCAGACCGCUACGCCUCGAGUCGUAG
Molecule: messenger RNA, 2643 nt
Organism: Dioszegia hungarica
Lineage: Eukaryota; Fungi; Basidiomycota; Tremellomycetes; Tremellales; Bulleribasidiaceae
Exons: 3
Coding region: 1-2643 (880 amino acids)
Source: RefSeq, a predicted model, not a curated record